AUGACGUGUACAUCGUCACCUAAACCAUUGCGCAGUGAAACCGGCUUCACUUGGGCUUCAACUGAAGAAUAUCCGCAAUGUAACAAAACAAUGUGUACAUUAUUCGUCGUCGAAACCUAUAGUACAAGUCUAUAUCUACAGGUAUGGUUCGCGAAAUGCGUAUCAGUAGAUAACUUCAAAAUGUCCGGAAAAUUCACCAGUUUCUGUGCUCUUUCAACGUUAGCCGUGUUCGUGGCCUGUUGGGAUCUCACCGGCGCUAACCCGGCUAUUGCGACCGGCUACGAUCCUCUAGAAGUGUGUAUCGAGAACUGCGCACAAUGUAAGAAGAUGCUGGGAGCGUGGUUCGAUGGACCACUUUGUGCGGAUUCCUGUAUCAAGAUGAAGGGAAAACUUAUUCCAGAGUGUGAAGACUUCGCUUCUAUCGCGCCAUUUCUCAACAAACUU
Molecule: messenger RNA, 444 nt
Organism: Brenthis ino (lesser marbled fritillary)
Lineage: Eukaryota; Metazoa; Arthropoda; Insecta; Lepidoptera; Nymphalidae
Source: the annotation of a GenBank genome assembly